GUUUUCGAGUGCCUCAUCUCCAUCUUCAGAUCAACUACUUCAUCCAAUCUUCCUCAUCCUCAGAACCAUUUCAACUUUCUCAAUUGAACCUCAUCAAAUUCAGGACAGCUCUUUGUCAAAAUGAAGCUGUCUCUCCUCGCUCUCGCCGCCGCCGCUCCGGCCGUCAUUGCCGCCCCUGCCCCCAAGGCCGAGGCUGCCCCAGCCCCAGUCCCAGGCUAUGGCAACUAUGGGAAAUACCCACCACCGGCAGGCGGCUAUGGAAGCUACCCACCUCCCAAGGGCGGAUACGGAAAAUACGGCAAAUAUGGCAGCUACGGUGCCUACAAGCGCGCUUCCGAUUGGGUCAAGUCGUGGUUCUAAACCAGUCACUUGGAGGAACGCUCUGGAAGAGGGACUAUAAACCAAGUGAUGGCCCUUCAGAUUAGGCCUAAGAUGGAGGAGUAAUAGGGGGAAUAUUCAAGAUUGGCGUUGGGCUGGGAUGCACAUACACGCUCAUUUACGCCAUGAAGACAGCGAUGGAAUCGAUAUAUAAUCAAACAUAAGCCAACUGGCUAGGAAACAAAUAAUCACUAUCCUUAAUUUUAUUGAUAACACUUGUUUUCAAUUUGAACUUGAUUGACACUGCA
This is a messenger RNA of Ilyonectria robusta, 626 nucleotides long. RefSeq lists its product as uncharacterized. Lineage: Eukaryota; Fungi; Ascomycota; Sordariomycetes; Hypocreales; Nectriaceae. The record is from RefSeq and is a predicted model, not a curated record. The coding region runs from base 121 to 360 and encodes 79 amino acids. The transcript has a single exon.